CAAUAAAAUACAACAUGGGAAAAGAGAAAAAGAAAAAAGAAAGAUAUAGUGAUCGACAUGUACACAGUUCUGACAAACGAAGGAGGAGGAAAGAUUCAGACUCAUCGGAUGAAGAUUCAGAUUCUGAUUCAUCUGAGGAUUCCAGGUCACGUUCAAGGUCACCCAUUCAGAGAUACAGGAAAAGGUCAAGGUCUCCGAGACACAAGAGAAGGUCAAGGUCACCGAAAUACCAAAGAAGGAAAUAUUCAGAUUCUGAUUCCUCAUCCCCUAAACGCUCAUCUUCAUCAUCAAAAUCCAAGAAGAAAAAACAUGAAAAAAGGUCUUCAAAGAGUGCAAGGAAAGAGAGAGACAUUGCUGAAGUGCAAGAAGAAAAAAGACAGCAAAAGGAGUUGAUAAAGGCUUUAGAAACUCCGGAGGAGAAACGGGCUAGAAGACUGGCUAAGAAAGAAGCAAAGGAACGGAGACGCAAAGAGAAAAUGGGUUGGGACAAAGACUAUCUGGGUUACACCAAUGCUGACAAUCCAUUUGGAGAUGAACAUUUACUUGAUACAUUCACCUGGGGGAAGAAAUUGGAAAAAGAAGGAAAGAAAAACUUAACAAAGGAAGAAAUUCAGCAUCUUCACAAACAGAAAAUGGAUGAAAGUAGACGUGAACUGGAGAAAGUGAAGAAAAGAAGGCUUGAAAGAGAGAAAGAAGAUGAAGAAAGAGAAAAAGAAAGAGAGAUGAUGCAGAGAGAGAAAGAAGUUGAAUACUUCAGAGAAUGGGAGAAACAGGAGGACAGUUUUCACUUAAACCAAGCAAAAAUGAGAUCCAAGAUCAGGAUUCAAGAUGGACGAGCCAAACCCAUUGACUUGCUGGCCAAGUACAUAAAUGCAGAAGAUGAUGACCUGGCUAUUGAAAUGCAUGAACCUUAUACAUACCUCUAUGGUCUGACUAUCCCUGACCUUGACGAUCUUCUGGAGGACAUCAAGGUAUACCUGGAGUUAGAGGAGGGAAAGAAUGCUGACUACUGGCGUGACAUCAUCACGGUCACUAAAGAUGAGCUCAAUAAACUAAAAAAACUAGAUACUAGUCAAAGAGAAUUUCAUGAUCGACGUGAAGGCAUUAACGAGUCUGUCAAUGUAGAAGUGGCAGGUAUCUUCAAAGGCAAGACGACAAGUCAGCUAGUUGCUCUAGAAGUGCAGAUGAAAAACAAACUGAAAGGAGGUGAAGGUGUUGAUGUAGGUUACUGGGAAUCAUUACUCCAGCAACUCAAGGCCCAUAUUGCAAGGACAAGACUCCGAGAGCGUCAUCAGGAUGUUCUACGACAGAAGCUCUUUAAACUUAAACAGGAGCAAGGAAUAGAAUCCCAGCCCUUGUUUCCUUCUGCAAUGGGAACGGAGAGUUCUGUGUCAAGGGAAAGCACUCCACGUCUAGAGACUGUUAUGGCACCACCUGAAGUUAAAGAAGAGCCAGAAGAAAGACAGGAGGAGUCUGAUGGUCCUAGUGGAGAGGCAGAAGAUGAGGAUGAGGGUGAUGAGGCGGUUAUCACUGAAGAGGACUUGGAGGAGCAGGCUUAUGUAGACUAUGAAGCUGGGAAAUACUCACCUAGGCUCUUACGUUUUAAUGACCUGGAGAUAGAUACAAUUGUGUACGACCCGACUGAUGACAUGAAAAAACUAGAACUAGCUCGACAGCAAGUCAGAACACUUGGCCAAGUUAGGUUAGAUGGAGAGACAGAGUUUGAGAAGAAAGCCCGAGAGGGUAUGAAUGAUGAAGAGGCCCAGUUCAGUGUAGAGGUUGCUCUGGACCAGCAGGCAUUCCUUUGGUCAGACAAAUACAGGCCUCGCAAACCUCGCUUCUUCAAUCGAGUUCAUACAGGAUUUGAAUGGAACAAGUAUAACCAGACCCAUUACGACAUUGACAACCCACCUCCAAAGAUUGUACAGGGUUACAAAUUCAAUAUCUUCUACCCUGACCUCAUAGACAAGACAGAGACUCCUCAGUACACUUUGACACCUAUUGAGGGAGAUAAGGACUUCGCUACACUCAAGUUUCAUGCUGGUCCCCCAUAUGAGGAUAUUGCCUUUAAGAUAGUAAACAGAGAAUGGGAAUAUUCUUACAAACAUGGAUUUCGCUGUCAGUUCCAAAAUAAUAUCUUCCAGCUUUGGUUCCAUUUCAAGCGUUACAGAUACAGGAGAUGAGGAAAUAUGCUGAAUUUAGGAAAUUUAUAAACAUGAAUGUUUUGACGUUGAGGAAUCAUUGGAAAAAAUACCUCUCUGUAGAAGAAAAACCAGUAUAUAGGUACAUAUAUAUAAUGGAAUGGUUCAGUUGUGCACUUUUAACAUGAAAGAAAUGUUAUCUAGCUCACACAGUACUUACUAUUAAUCAUCUUGUAAGCCAGUAGUAUGAAUUAAUGAUAUGAACUGGAAAGUUAACAUCAACUUGACCUUGACUGAGUGAUAAACCUAAUAAAAUAAGCAUUGAGGGAAGUAAUGAAGUGUAGAAAGUUUAGGUUUCCAUUAUUUGGUUCUGCUAUAUGUGUACUAAUCAUUUCUUUGUAACAAGGUAUAUAAAGUGUUGGCAGAAUGUGUGUGUAGAGGCAGAGGAAACAGUGUAAGGAGGUAGAGGAGACAGUGUAAGGAGGUAGAGGAGACAUUGUAAGAAGGUAGAGGUAGAGGAGACAGUGUAAGGAGGUAGAGGUAGAGGAGACAGUGUAAGGAGGUAGAGGUAAAGGAGACAGUGUAAGGAGGUAGAGGAGACAUUGUAAGAAGGUAGAGGUAGAGGAGACAGUGUAAGGAGGUAGAGGUAGAGGAGACAGUGUAAGGAGGUAGAGGUAAAGGAGACAGUGUAAGGAGGUAGAGGAGACAUUGUAAGAAGGUAGAGGUAGAGGAGACAGUGUAAGGAGGUAGAGGUAGAGGAGACAGUGUAAGGAGCUAGAGGUAGAGGAGACAGUGUAAGGAUGUAGAGGCAGGUGAAACAGUGUAAGAAUGUAGAGGCAGGUGAAACAGUGUAAGAAUGUAGAGGCAGGUGAAACAGUGUAAGAAUGUAGAGGCAGGUGAAACAGUGUAAGCAUGUAGAGGCAGGUGAAACAGUGUAAGCAUGUAGAGGCAGGUGAAACAGUGUAUGCAUGUAUGAAGAGAAAAAUGUGAUAUCGUGUGAAGCAGAAACUAGUAGAGUGUGUUAGCUUAAAUAUUAAUGAGAUGUAGAUAGUGACUGGUUUAUGUAAAUGAUGUAUGGCAGAAUGAUUUUGUAUUGGUAUAUUUUAUAUCCAGACAUUAAUCUGUGAUGUGAUAUACAGUGCAGACAAAAUAAAAAAAUAAGUCAUGAAAA
Molecule: messenger RNA, 3312 nt
Organism: Ylistrum balloti
Lineage: Eukaryota; Metazoa; Mollusca; Bivalvia; Pectinida; Pectinidae
Product: splicing factor Cactin-like
Exons: 18
Coding region: 15-2183 (722 amino acids)
Biological process (GO): mRNA cis splicing, via spliceosome
Cellular component (GO): cytoplasm; spliceosomal complex
Molecular function (GO): protein binding
Source: RefSeq, a predicted model, not a curated record